GGCGGCGCGGCGGGUGCCCGCAGAAUGGGCGGCAGAGCCGGCUUCUUCGAGGUGGAAAUCCUUGAUUGGGAGACAAAGAAACAGCUAUGCUUCCUAGAUAAGGUGGAACCAAAUGCUACAAUUAGAGAGAUCAGAUUGAUGUUCCAUAAGUUAUAUCCUCGGUGGUACCCAGCAAGGCAGUCAAUAAAACUUGAUCCAAAAGGAAAGUCCUUGAGGGAUGAAGAAAUCCUGCAGCACCUCCCUGUUGGCACAACUGCUACCUUAUACUUUAAAGAUUUAGGGCCACAGAUAGGAUGGACUACGGUAUUUUUGAUAGAAUAUACAGGUCCAUUGUUCAUCUAUUUUGUGUUUUACUUCCGCAUGACUUUUGUCUAUGGACUGGAUGAGAGGUUUACAUCAAGUCCGCACCCAGUAGUUAACUUGGCAUGUAUCUGCCAUUCUUUCCACUACAUCAAAAGGUUGAUUGAAACCAUGUUUGUUCAUCGAUUCUCCCGUGGGACUAUGCCACUGAGGAAUAUUGUGAAGAACUGCUUAUAUUACUGGGGAUUUGCAGCUUGGCUUGCAUAUUACAUCAAUCAUCCUCUUUACACUCCUCCUUCUUAUGGGAAAAAACAGAUAAAUUUUGCUGUCAUCAUGUUUCUGCUGUGUGAAGCUGGAAAUUUUUCCAUUCAUGUUGCACUCAGUGACCUCUGGAGAAAUGGAUCCAAAACCUGUAAGAUCCCAUAUCCAACAAAGAAUCCUUUCACAUGGCUGUUUUUCUUUGUAUCUUGCCCUAACUAUACAUAUGAGGUGGGGACCUGGAUCAGUUUCACUAUCAUGACUCAGUGUGUUCCAGUGGGACUGUUCACCUUGCUUUGCUUCAUUCAGAUGACAGUCUGGGCAAAGGAUAAACACUGCACCUACCUACGAGAAUUCAAGGAUUAUCCAAGUCAUAGAAUGCCAAUUAUUCCCUUUUUGUUGUAAGAAAAGAAGGCUCAAUUUGAAUAUUGCACAGAUCUUCAAGAAGAAAAACCUCAUAAAUGUCCUGCCAAAUAAAUGAAUUAAUUAAAAG
Messenger RNA from Vidua macroura (Pin-tailed whydah), 1051 nucleotides. Its product is annotated as very-long-chain enoyl-CoA reductase-like. The coding region runs from base 25 to 963 and encodes 312 amino acids. Gene Ontology annotation, biological process: very long-chain fatty acid biosynthetic process. NCBI's taxonomy places the organism in Eukaryota, Metazoa, Chordata, Aves, Passeriformes, Viduidae. The record is from RefSeq and is a predicted model, not a curated record. Gene Ontology annotation, molecular function: oxidoreductase activity, acting on the CH-CH group of donors. The transcript has 13 exons.